UCACGCGCUGAAGAGGAGGUAACUGAAUGGCUGGCUGGUAAUUAACGUCCCAAAGUAGAUGACUAUCCUUUUCCCUCCACUGCAAAGGCAUCAACUUACGUCUGAAUGCCUUGCUCGAAUGAUAAUUACAAAUUAAAAGAAAACUACUAUGAAGAUAUUUUCUGUCAAUUGUUUGUGUUUACUUUUCACCAACCACGUGCAUUUUAAUCUUUAGUCAUAUGCAACAGGUAUUUUUUUGGUUUUUGACUUGAAUGGACUGUUCCUGAUGUGUCCGAAAGAAGAAGUAUGGUGUCAACGUUUUGCCUCUUGUUGCUGAACAGGAGAUCAACUCAUGGGAUGUAGCGGAUGCAGAGUCAGGUUCAACUUGGGCAAAGCAGUGCUGCCCAAAGUGUCCGUGUUCUUUACCAUGCUCCUCGUCUUCACAUACUUAUUUUACUGCCUUGCCGGUGUUUGUGAUUCAGUGCCAAGAACUUUAUACAGCCAUCAAUCGCCAGACGGGGAUUAUGACGAUAAAACCCGCGGACUUGACAACCCGCGAUCCCAAGCGCUUCUUCGGUCGCACCUUGCGGAAGAGCUGGUGUCCCGGUGGAACGGCACGGACUCUGCGGAGAGUGCGCUCGGCGACGCGGAACAGCGCGGGGCAGUAGAAGCACCUGGCCAACAACUACCCAGUCCAAGACAGAUUUAUGACGGGACCACAGAGGACGGGGGUAACGGCAUCCCCGUGUCGAAUACAUUCGGGACCAAGAAAAUCCCCCAAGCGAUCAUAAUCGGCGUCAAGAAAGGUGGAACGCGCGCGCUCCUUGAGUUUCUCCGCAUCCACCCGGACGUGAGAGCGGUGGGGGCAGAGCCGCACUUCUUCGACCGCUUUUAUGAUAAGGGUCUUGAGUGGUACAGGAGCUUGAUGCCCCGCACUCUGGAUGGCCAGAUAACCAUGGAGAAGACCCCCAGCUACUUCGUGACCAAGGAGGCGCCGGCCCGCGUCCGCAACAUGAACUGUGACACCAAGCUCAUCGUGGUGGUCCGGGACCCUGUGACCCGCGCCAUCUCCGAUUACACCCAGACCCUGUCCAAGAACCCGGGCCUUCCCAGCUUCCAGAGCCUAGCCCUGAAGAACGCCACCACGGGCCUGAUCGACACCACCUGGAGCGCCGUGCGCAUCGGCCUCUACGCCAGGCACCUUGAGAACUGGCUGCAGCACUUCCCCUUGUCCCGCCUCCUAUUCGUCAGUGGCGAGCGUCUGGUGUCCGACCCGGCGGGGGAGAUGGGACGCGUACAGGACUUCCUGGGGCUGAAGAGGGUUGUGUCGGACAAGCACUUCUACUUCAACCAGACCAAGGGCUUCCCGUGCCUGAAGAAGCCAGAGGGGAGCAGCAGACCGCGGUGCCUGGGGAAGUCCAAGGGCAGGCCCCAUCCCCAGAUCCCCUCAGAGGUCUUGCAGAGACUCAGGGACUUCUACCGGCCCUUCAACCACAGGUUCUACCAGAUGAGUGGACAGGACUUUGGCUGGGAGUAAGGGGAGCUUUACGGACAUAAUCCCGCAGCCUUAGUGUGUCUGUAUGGCGGGGGCGGGUUCACUGUUCCCCCCGACCGGGGGGCUUUAACCCUUUGAAUUGGACUCAUAUUUACAGAGUCUUGCCUGGCUGUAUUAAGUCCAUAAACACAGUACAUAGCGUGCGACUCAGUACUGAAGAUACUUAAACUUGAUGUCCAGCAGAGUGAAUAUAUGCACACAAGUUACCUUGGAUGCAUCCAGGUACUCUGGGAUCGACAGUAACAGUGACUCAAGUAAAUUGUGUUCAUUUAUAUUUAGCAGAUGCUUGCUGUCCAAAAGAGACAAACGUGAGAUGGACAACAAUCAAAAAGUACAAACGAAAUAGGAGAAACUAUGAAAUAAAGGGAGCUGUGAAAGGAUAUCAUGUAUGGUUGAUAGCUGAUAGCAAUUUAUAAUUUUUUUGUUAAGGAUAUAAGCUAAUAUUUAUGAGUUAUGUUGAUUUACACUACAACAGAUGAGCUGAGAGUUCUUUAUAGAGGUGAAGUAUUUAUUACAUUAAAACGAUACAUCCAUGAACAGGCUAUGAAAAGUCUUUUGUUUGAUAUUGACGUGACAUUAGAGAAAAUGUCUUUGAUGAACCACUAUUUUUUUAACCUAUUUUUAUACAUUUCAAGCUUGAAGCAUAUUACUUUGAUGGUAUUCAUGUUCAGAAUUACACACCUAGACAUCUGUGUUAUACAUGUAUAAUAAAUUACAAUGUACACCUUGUAUACAUUGAUACAUCGACCAUGUUUUAUUAUAAGGGUUUCAGGCAAUUUUAUCUAAAAUUAACUCACAAUCUCAUUAAAGAAAAUUGGCUUAUCAUAUCCUUCACUAUUCCAUUCAUCAAAUGGACCAUAACAACAGUGUUUGUUUACAUUUUGUUCUUAAACAGUUAUUAAAACACUAUUAUUAUUAAACAAUUUAGAUUCCUUUAUGUGGAGUAUGCAAUGUUUAGUUAUAUUUAUUUCCAAAGCAGUAUGCUUAAUCUAACUGUGUAUUUUGUCACAAUAAGUCAAGUUGUAUUUGACAUGACAUUAAUAUGAGGUAGCCUAUAAUGUUGCAUCAGAAUUCCGUUAAACCCUAUACAAUAAAUUGAUUACAUUCUUAAAAUAUAUGACCUGAAUUCAAAUUCCUGAAAUGUAAUAAACAAGCUUUAAACUGACAGAUAAGAAUGCCUUGAUUGCCUUGUU
Gadus morhua (Atlantic cod) is the source of this 2727-nucleotide messenger RNA. Its product is annotated as heparan sulfate glucosamine 3-O-sulfotransferase 6-like. Gene Ontology annotation, molecular function: [heparan sulfate]-glucosamine 3-sulfotransferase activity. The record is from RefSeq and is a predicted model, not a curated record. The transcript has 2 exons. NCBI's taxonomy places the organism in Eukaryota, Metazoa, Chordata, Actinopteri, Gadiformes, Gadidae. Bases 332 to 1516 code for a protein of 394 amino acids.